Cyprinodon variegatus (sheepshead minnow) is the source of this 1311-nucleotide messenger RNA. RefSeq names its product leucine-rich repeat-containing protein 17-like. The record is from RefSeq and is a predicted model, not a curated record. Gene Ontology annotation, molecular function: protein binding. The coding region runs from base 143 to 1210 and encodes 355 amino acids. The transcript has 2 exons. NCBI's taxonomy places the organism in Eukaryota, Metazoa, Chordata, Actinopteri, Cyprinodontiformes, Cyprinodontidae.
CUCGUCGGGUCCUACGGGCCGUGACAAGUCGCCCUCCCCGCUCCUAUCAUGUCCAGUCUCCACCUGCUGCAGCACGGAUAGUGAUGACUGUUUGCAGGCAGACUGAUGCACUGGGAGCAGCUGCUGAGAUCUGGUUGGAGUCAUGAGGGAGUUCAUGUUGGUUCUCCUGCUGGUCAUCGAGUCGUCCUGCAGGUCUUCCAGCAAGGCGUGCGAGCCAGGCUGCGAUUGCCGUGGAGACCUGAAGUUCACCAUCUGCUCGCGGGCUCACCUCACCCGGCUUCCCGUCCGAGCCCCCCCCUCCACUGAACUCCUCGACCUGUCAGACAACCUUAUCUCCGUCGUCCCCAAACACGUCUUCCACAGCAACCGUAAGCUGAGGGUGCUGCUGCUGCAGAACAACAACAUCAGCACGGUGGAAGACGCUGGCUUCUCUCAGAUGGAUUUCCUGCAGAAGCUGGACCUGAGCUGGAACCGGAUCUCCGCCCUCACUGAGGGAUUCUCAGUCGGUUUGGCCUUCCUCCGGGAGCUGCAGCUGUCCCACAACCAGCUGACCAGCCUGGACAGCCGCUGUUUCCUGCACCUGGACGGCCUGCAGAGGUUAAACCUGUCUAACAACAGCAUCCAGACUAUCCAGGUGAGGUCGUUUGCCUCCAUGAGCAGCCUGCGGCAGCUCCACCUGCAGGACAACCAGCUGAGAUCUUUAACGAGCGGGACCUUCUCUAUGCUGCGCUCCCUGGAGGUCCUCAACCUCGCCGGGAACCAGAUCCACCAGAUGGAGUCCGCCGUGUUCAACCCUCUCACCAGCGUGACCUUACUGAACUUAGCAGACAACCAGUUUUCCACAGUCUGCUUCAAAACGUUCCUGAGCAUCCACACCUACAGCACCCACAUCCUGCUGCAGGGCAAUCCGUGGAACUGCGACUGCGAGCUGCAGAGAGUUUUCCGGAAGCUGCGCAGCAUCCAGAAGCUCUUCUUGGACGACUACUACAACCUGACGUGUUGGGCGCCGCCAGUCCUUCACAACCAUCGGCUGAUGGAGGUGGACAGCGAGCUGUGCAUCGCGGAGACGGUCACCGUGCUCAUCAUCACCAUCACCGUGGUGAUAACCGUGCUGGCCGCCAUGCUUAUGGGCGAGAGGAAGAAGAAGAAGAGGAGAAAGGCGCUGCACUGGACACAGCAGAGGGAAUUCUCGGAAGAUUCGGAUUUCUGAAGCAUGGGGUUUAUUGUGAUGCCCUGUAAUCAACCUGGAGCCUUGCUGACUGUUAAGGCUGUUUUUUUUCUGUUUUUUGCAAGAAAAUAUACAUUUUUACA